Molecule: messenger RNA, 2545 nt
Organism: Dromiciops gliroides (monito del monte)
Lineage: Eukaryota; Metazoa; Chordata; Mammalia; Microbiotheria; Microbiotheriidae
Gene: RNF214
Product: ring finger protein 214
Exons: 16
Coding region: 125-2362 (745 amino acids)
Molecular function (GO): ubiquitin-protein transferase activity
Source: RefSeq, a predicted model, not a curated record
GGUGCUGCGCGCGGCCCGGCUCCCGACCCCUCCCCCUCCCCCUUCCUCGGGACCCCCCUCCCCCCUCCCCCCGGCCGUGCGCUCCACCCGCUCAGCCUGGGAUUUGUUUCUGAAUGCAGAGAGCAUGAUGGCUUCUGAACUAAGCAGUGAUUCGGCCUCUGCUCUUGCUUCUCAAGAAACUGCUUCUGCCUCCUGUGGUUCUAACACAGAGGAAGGUCUCCCUGAUGGUCUCAGCCCAAGAGAUACAUCUGUGCAGGAAAACAAGAGCUUGUCUCUGUUGAUAGGAUCUAGCGACCAAGUGAUAACCAAGGAGAAUAGCAGAGAUGUUAGUUUGGAACAUGCAAAAAUGAAUCCUGGUUCAUCAGCAGGUGACAUGUUACCAACCACAGAGGACCAUGUGACCUUAGGAGGCGACUUGGAAUCCACAGCUCUUGAUCUUCCUGGAAAUGGUUCUAUAGACAGUCAGACUUUGUCCCUGGGUAAUGAAGCUUGUCAGUCUGAUUUGGAGGAUUUGACCACUAUAGCAAGAGGAGAGGAACACAUACACUCUGGUGAUAGCCUGCAGCCACCUUCUCUGUACUUUGAGGCAGAGUGCCCUGUGAACCAUCAGAAUGCCUCCAGAGAUUGUUCAGAAGAGGAAAUACAAGCUUCUGCUCCACUGGAAGGUAGCGAAGAUACAGGCCUGGAUUACCGACCUCCACCAAAUGGGGAGAAUGGGGUUUCAGGAGACAGAGCUGGUCAGGAUGUGGAUCAGGAUGGCUCAUCCUUGAAGCUCUCUCAGAACAUUGCUGUGCAGACUGACUUCAAGACUGCUGAUUUGGAGGUGAAUACAGAUCAGGAUAUUGAAAAGAAUUUGGAUAAAAUGAUGACAGAAAGGACACUGCUGAAGGAGCGGUACCAGGAAGUAUUGGACAAGCAGAGGCAGGUGGAGAAUCAACUUCAGGUGCAGCUAAAGCAAUUACAGCAGCGAAGAGAAGAAGAGAUGAAGAGUCAUCAGGAGAUAUUAAAGGCCAUCCAGGAUGUGACCAUCAAACGACAGGAAACAAAGAAGAAGAUAGAGAAGGAAAAGAAGGAGUUUCUUCAGAAGGAGCAGGACCUGAAAGCUGAAAUUGAGAAGCUCUGUGAGAAGAACAGAAGGUUACUGGAAAAUCAGGAGGAGAAGGAGAAUAAAAUUGUUUCUCUAAUCGCAGAACAGGCUGAGGAAAAGGAGCUAUGGGAGAUGGAGCUGGACAAGCUCAAGAAUCAGGAUGGUGAGAUCAACCGAAACAUUAUGGAGGAAACUGAACGAGCCUGGAAAGCUGAGAUCUUAUCACUAGAAAGUCGGAAAGAACUGCUGGUAUUAAAGCUGGAAGAAGCAGAGAAGGAGGCAGAGCUGCAUCUGACCUAUAUCAAGUCAACACCUCCAGCAUUGGAAACAAUUCGUUCCAAGCAGGAGUGGGAGACAAGAUUGAAUAGAGUUCGGAUAAUGAAGGAGAGCGUUCGGGACCAAUUUAAUAACCAUAUCCAACUGGUGAGGAAUGGGGCAAAGCUGAGUAGUCUUCCACAGAUCCCUACCCCUACUCUGCCCCCACCCCCUUCAGAGACAGACUUCAUGCUUCAGGUGUUUUCACCUAAUCCUUCCCUGGCUCCUCGAAUGCCUUUUUCCAUUGGGCAGGUUACCAUGCCCAUGGUCAUGCCCAGUGCAGACCCUCGUGCACUGUCCUUCCCAAUGCUGAACCCUGCUAUCUCAAGGCCCAACCAGCCCUCCCCACCUCUACCUGUCACCCAUGGGAGAAACAGUCCUGGCUUGGCUUCUCUUGUUGGCCCCCAUGGUCCGCAUGUGUCCCCUGCUACCUCCCUCCCACCUCCACCGGGCUUGGGUGGUGUUAAGGCUCCCACUGAAUCUCACCGACCCCAGCCAGUGGACAAACUAGAAAAGAUCCUGGAGAAGCUUCUGGCUCGGUUUCCACAGUGCAACAAGGCACAGAUGACCAAUAUCCUUCAGCAGAUCAAGACAGCACGAACCACCAUGGCAGGACUGACGAUGGAGGAGCUGAUCCAGCUGGUGGCCGCACGACUGGCAGAGCAGGAGCGCUUGGCAGCGAGUGCUCAGCCCCUUGGUCGGAUCCGAGCUCCCUUGUUUCCUGCUCCCUUGGCUCAGAUAAACACUCCCAUGUUCCUGCCCUCUGCUCAGGUGUCUUAUCCUGGGAGGCCUUCACAUGCUCCAUCUGCCUGCAAGCUGUGUCUUAUGUGCCAGAAGAUCGUUCAGCCCAGUGAGCUCCAUCCCAUGGCCUGUGCCCAUGUGUUGCAUAAGGAGUGUAUCAAAUUCUGGGCCCAGACCAACACAAAUGACACUUGUCCCUUUUGUCCAACUCUCAAGUGAUGGACCUGGCUGGAAAGGAAGAAGAGGAGAGACAGAUAUGAACAGGAAGGAGAGGGUUCAAGAUUCUAGAGCUCUAUAUUUAUACAGCAGUGUGUACUCAUGCCAUGUACAUUUUUAUUAUAUAGGUAAUGUGUGUAUAGAAAGUCUGUAUGCAAACAUUCAUAAAUGAAAGUAUGUAUAUUA